Molecule: messenger RNA, 864 nt
Organism: Marmota flaviventris (yellow-bellied marmot)
Lineage: Eukaryota; Metazoa; Chordata; Mammalia; Rodentia; Sciuridae
Product: olfactory receptor 5M10-like
Biological process (GO): G protein-coupled receptor signaling pathway
Cellular component (GO): membrane
Molecular function (GO): G protein-coupled receptor activity; olfactory receptor activity
Source: RefSeq, a predicted model, not a curated record
GGGGUGUUUCUGGUGGUCUACCUACUCACACUGGCAGGAAACCUGUGCAUGAUUGUGCUGAUCAGCACCAGUCCCCACCUGCACACUCCCAUGUACUUCUUCCUUGGCCACCUCUCCUUUGUAGACAUCUGCUAUUCCUCCAACAUCACUCCCAACAUGCUGUAUGAUUUCCUCUCAGAGGACAAGACCAUUUCCUAUGCUGGGUGCUUCACUCAGUGUCUCCUCUUCAUUGCGCUGGUGAUCACUGAGCUUUACCUCCUUGCUUCCAUGGCCCUGGACCGCUAUGUGGCCAUCUGCAGCCCUCUGCAUUACAGCUCCAGGAUGUCCAGGAACGUCUGCAUCUCCCUGGUCACCUUCCCUUAUGUGUCUGGCUUCCUUCAUGGGCUGUCUCAGGCACUGCUGACUUUCCACCUGUCCUUCUGUGGCUCCCUGGAGAUCAACCACUUCUACUGUGCAGAUCCUCCCCUGCUCCUGCUGGCCUGCUCUGACACCCACAUCAAGAAGAUGGCCAUGUUUGUGGUGGCUGGCUUCACUCUCUCCAGCUCGCUCUCAGUCAUUCUCCUGUCCUACCUCUUCAUUGUUGCAGCCAUCCUGAGGAUCCGUUCUGCUGAAGGCAGGCGCAAAGCCUUCUCCACUUGUGGCUCCCACCUGACGACAGUCACCAUAUUUUAUGGGACACUUUUCUGCAUGUACUUAAGGCCCCCCUCAGAGAAGUCUAUAGAGCAGUCCAAAGUCAUUGCCGUGUUUUAUACUUUCUUGAGCCCAAUACUGAACCCUCUGAUCUAUAGUCUUAGGAACAAGGAUGUCAUCCAUGCCAUGAGAGGUGUGAUGAAGGGAAAUCUCUUUCAGAAAAUUGCACUUUAG